UUCGCAGUCACUGGCUCUGCUAGAGCUGGCAAGUCGUCCUUCAUCAAUGCCGUCCGUGGCUUGUCCAGAAAUCAUCUCAUGGCCGCUCCUACGGGAAUCAUUGAGACCACUAGCACCGUCGGGAGCUACCCUGACCCGUGCCCGAACUCCCGGAUGAUUUGGUAUGACGUUCACGGAUCAGGCACUCCAAAGGUGUCUGAUUGGAAGUACUUCAAAGACAUGGGCCUCUAA
Molecule: messenger RNA, 231 nt
Organism: Suillus discolor
Lineage: Eukaryota; Fungi; Basidiomycota; Agaricomycetes; Boletales; Suillaceae
Exons: 1
Cellular component (GO): membrane
Molecular function (GO): GTPase activity; GTP binding
Source: RefSeq, a predicted model, not a curated record